CUCCAGGAAGAAGGUUUCUUUCUUCUUUCUCUUCCUUCAAUUUCUUGCCUUCCAACUCAGUGCUAAGGAGAAUAGAAGAAGAAAUCAAGUAGAUGGAACAAGAACAGCUUGUGGCUUCUUCUUCUUCUCCUUCAGUGAGAUCAAAUGAUGAUGAUAAUGGGGCAGAAAUCAAACCAUCACCACAGUCGAAAUUCCCCUUAACGUUUCUUGAAUUGGCGGGUGCAUCCGGCGUUCUUUUGAUCUUCGCCGUUAGUCUCGCCGGAGUUUACCUCACCUUACCGGAUUCUGAUUACAGUUUUCUUAAGCUUCCAAAAACGAUUGAAGAUCUUCAUAUUCUCCGAGAGCAUCUCGAGAGCUAUACAAGUGACUACACCAUUCAAGUUCUCGUGGGGUAUUGUACCGUCUACAUCUUUAUGCAAACAUUCAUGAUUCCAGGAACUGUCUUCAUGUCAUUGCUUGCCGGAUCCCUUUUUGGGGUCUUAAAAGGUGUAGCUUUGGUUGUGUUUGCUGCCACUGCUGGAGCAUCUUCUUGCUACUUUCUAUCUAAAUUGAUCGGCCGGCCCCUUAUCUCGUCUCUCUGGCCUGAUAAACUGGUUUUCUUCCAAGACCAGGUGGCGAAAAGGCGAAGCGGGCUGCUGAACUACAUGCUUUUCCUAAGGGUGACUCCAACUUUGCCAAAUACGUUUAUAAAUUUUGCAUCGCCAAUUGUUGAUGUGCCGUAUCAUAUCUUCUUCUUGGCAACUUCUGUCGGCCUCAUUCCAGCAGCUUAUGUAACCGUCAAGGCUGGAAUAGCUCUGGGUGAAUUACGUUCGAUUGGUGAUCUCUACGACAUACAGUCUAUAGGCACGUUAUUUUUCAUAGGGAUCGUGUCCAUUACGCCUACUUUGAUAAACAAGAACAAGCCUUAGUGUUUCGUUGAUGAAACCAAUAUGAUUCCAGACCAACCCUCUUGGUGUCUUGGAAGCCUGUACAGAUCUUAGCAUCAACUUGGAGCUCCGGUUCUGUUUUAAAGAUUCGGUGGUUGGCAUCGAGCCUCGGGGCAGUGAAGGAAUCUGUAGAACGUUUUUACGACUGUUUUCUGUCGUGAUGCCGGUUUAGUUUUAAUGUGCAAGUAUCAAAGACAUCCUGGAAUACACUGUCUUAAAUUUUCAGGCAUUGAAAACUUCCAACCUUAUAAUCUUAGGUGCAAAGUGUUGUUUAAAUCUUUGGUUGCAUUAAUUAGAAUCAUGGCUGUUUACCCAUCCUCACUUCUUUGUGCUUUAUCCCUUUCAUGGAUAGUAAGAUUAGAUGAAUGCAUAAUUCCGGCAUCGGGAUUAGAAUUUGUAUGAAAAUGCAACGUAUUUUGGUCUGUUUCUC
Cynara cardunculus var. scolymus (artichoke) is the source of this 1356-nucleotide messenger RNA. RefSeq lists its product as uncharacterized. The record is from RefSeq and is a predicted model, not a curated record. NCBI's taxonomy places the organism in Eukaryota, Viridiplantae, Streptophyta, Magnoliopsida, Asterales, Asteraceae. Bases 93 to 908 code for a protein of 271 amino acids. The transcript has 5 exons.